UCUGCAGGCGGUCAGACGUCUUGGACGUGCACCUUCACGAAGUACAUGGCCAGCCCGUGCUGACCAGUCCACUGAACCAACACACCGCCAGAUCCCUUUUUAGCAUGCCCGCGUCGAUCCGACCUGGACCUGCGGAAUUGAUGGAACACCGAAACACACACCAAGGCUUCCCCGGUUGGACAAUUACGCCUAUCUUAUGAGGUGAUUCCGCACUAUUCUCGUGACUUCUCACGACAUCACCACUAUUCCUUCUCCUCGCCCGUGGAUUUCCUAUCGGCCCUCCCCAUCCCAUUGGGCUCCUUCCCACCACCACGAGCCAUUCCAUCCAACAAUCACGCCAACUUCCCCUGUCUCCCAUAAUUUGCGAUCCGCGACCUCGAACAAACCUUGUCGAAGAUGUCAGAGUCUGGAUCCUCGUCGGUCUCCAGUGAAGCCUCGGCGGGCGAGCCGGCCGGAGACCCAGGAAGCUCGCUGCCUCAGCUGGAGGCCCUCAUAUCCCACCUGGUAGCUGCGAAACGGUCUUUGUCAUCCAUCAAUCACGUGUGGCGUGCCAAUGAGAUCGUCACGUCCGCCCGCUCCGCGCUGGAGGAAAGCGUCGUCGUGUCCGCACGCACGGGCUUUUUGCGACGAGGACUCAAUAAUCAGCUACGGCUCCUCUAUAAUGUCAGAUCGGAGGUGGAGGAGGUCUCCCUCCGAGGUCGCUCGGAGUUCGCGGGUGUGCUCAAAGGCCUCGACACGGCCGACGCCCGUCUCCGGAAAACACUGGACUUGCUGCGCGAGACCAUUGUACAUGCUUCCUUCCGUCCGGACGGGGAAGAGCCCCGGAGCUUACACGAUUUUGUCGAUGAGCGCGGGGUCGAGGAACUUCAUACCGCUUUGAAAAGCUCGAUUGAUCGCACCAAUGGCGCACAGGCGGAGCUGGACUCCUCCAAUUAUGCCUUCGACGACGAGCUCCAGUCCAUCAAGCAAGCCUUAGGCAGCUACCGGGAAGCCACCAAGCUUGCCUCCUCUCGGACCUCUACCUCCUCAUCCUCCUCCGCAUCUAACUCCAGCCUGCCUUCCCUGUCAUCGAUGCCAUCCAUGCUCCAUGCCUUGGAGAUGCACGCACAGGAGAUGGCCAAUCUGCUGGAGUCGUUGGUCCGCCACUUUGACCUGUGUGUCACGGCUGUUAAGCACACUGAGGGCGGUGGUGCCGCGGCACAAUCCAUUACGGGUGACAUGCCGGCUGCGGUAGCGGUCAGUGGUCGUGGCGUACCCAACAUCGAAGAAGGCAUCAAUGCCAAUCUGAAUGCUCCGCUAGACCCUCUGAGCGAAUCGGACUACCAGGAAAUGGUCAAUGUGCUGAUCAAGGAUGCAGCAGAAGCAGAAGAUGUGGUCAUGGAGAUCCAGGAUCGUAUUGGCGAGAUGGAGUCAGUCCUGGAGAACGUCCUCUCCCAGCGGGACAUGCUUCUAUCUGUCCACAAUGCCACAACUGGUGUAUUCAAACACCUUUCAUCUCUUGCCACGGCGCGCUUACCAAGUUACAUUGCCCAGGCACACAACUUCACCCGCGUAUGGAACGAAGAACAUGACCGUAUCAACGCCGGGUUAGCGGAUCUGUCCGAUCUCAACUCACUGUACGACGGGUUCUUGGAGGCCUACGACGGCCUAAUUCUGGAGGUGGCCCGUCGCCGGCACGUCCGACAGCGCGUGGAGAAGGUACUCCGCGACACUAAACACAAACUGGACCAGCUGUAUGAAGAAGAUGUCAACGCGCGCGAGACCUUCCGAGUCGAGCAAGGGGACUAUCUACCGUCAGACAUCUGGCCGGGCAUUGGCCGCGAGCCCAUGCGUAUAGAAUUCCGGCGUAUAUCCGGCGGUACUCUCAAGGGUGCCGCUCAAGGCCAAGCGGAAGACGUACCGACUGCUGAACCAGAGCCUCAAGCUCCGGACCACGUCGAUGAAGGCGAGGUCAUACCCGAAUUGCACAAAUCGCUCGUCCAGCAGGCUCUGAACCGCCUUAAGGCGAGGAGCAGAGAGGCCACCCAAGAUGUCACCGGCGAGGCUACGUAGUUUUUUUUGUUGCAUACAGUUUAUAGUUUCUCUUACACCUCUUGGCUCCAUCCA
Aspergillus heteromorphus CBS 117.55 is the source of this 2106-nucleotide messenger RNA. Its product is annotated as autophagy-related protein 17. The transcript has a single exon. Lineage: Eukaryota; Fungi; Ascomycota; Eurotiomycetes; Eurotiales; Aspergillaceae. The record is from RefSeq and is a predicted model, not a curated record. Gene Ontology annotation, molecular function: protein kinase activator activity; molecular adaptor activity. Gene Ontology annotation, cellular component: phagophore assembly site; Atg1/ULK1 kinase complex. Bases 397 to 2052 code for a protein of 551 amino acids. Gene Ontology annotation, biological process: activation of protein kinase activity; piecemeal microautophagy of the nucleus; autophagy of peroxisome.